UAGAGAGGGACCCUGACUGUAGGAAACUCCUGCUUGAAGACCUGCUUGUGUGUGAGAUGCGGCAUGUUACCAAGUAUCCUCUGCGUUUGGAGAAUAUCAUUAAACACACAGAAGCUGGAUCAAAUGAAAUGAAAGCCCUGCGUCUCUGCCUGGAACGGUGCCGGGCUAUACUGAAAGACGUAAAUGCAUCAAUGGCGAGGAUCGAGAAUGAAAAAACCCUGGCAGAUAUUCAGAAGCAUCUGGAUACAACGGCUCUCAAAAAGAGCAAGCAUCCGACAGCAGCUGAGUUUGCACACUUGGACCUCACUAACAAACGAUUAUUCCAUGAAGGGCUUGUAACAUGGAAAAGAUCACAGAACAAAACAACUGAAUUACAAGCUCUGCUUGUAGACGAUCUGCUUGUUCUGCUCCGUAAAAAGAAGAAUAAAUUGGUUCUCAAAUAUAAGGAAGAAAGGGACCCCAAAACCAAGACAAAGAAUGUGUUCAGUCCUGUCAUCAAGCUGAACAAUCUGUUAGUCCGCCCUGUGGCAACAGAUCGGAGAGCAUUCUUUGUAGUGGAUACAUCACUACAGUCACCCCAACUGUAUGAAUUUAUAACAGCAUCGACCUCCGAGAAAAAUAAGUGGAUUCAGGUGAUACAAGAAGCUACAAGAGAAGUGAUGGAGAAACCAUCAACAGAAAUAGGAAUGAAAACAUCGGCAGACCCAGUAAUUCCCCCUGACAGCUGUAUUGAGACGCUGGAAGAACCAGCAAACGAGGGGACUGGUGAACCAUCUGGGGACGCAGAAAUGAAAGCUGAAGUAAUUCCCUCUGUUAGAAGAGAUGUUAGCGAAGCUGGGGAGGGAUCCAUCCAUGGGCCCGAGGAAGGAAAGAACAAUGAAACUGACCGCACAGUACCUCCCACCUCCAGCUCAGAGAAAAAGAAAUUCGACAUAGGCUGCACUGCGGAACACGUUUGGGACAUGCUCUGUUACGUUAUCAUAGUUUGCUGCUGUUUGGAGGACCCCGAAGAAAAAGAGGCGAAUGGUGAAACAUCUGUAUAGGCAGAAAUGAAAAAUUGAACACCCGAUGACACAGUAAUUCCCCCUGACAGGUGUAUACUGAGAUGGAAGAAGAAGGACAAGAACCAACAGAAGAUCCCUCCGGUUCCACAGUAUCCAGCAACGAAGACCUUGAUGGCACAAUAUGUCCUGCUGCGGAGUGAGAUGGCAUAUUAUGGUGAUUGAAGGAGAUAAAAACUAACCAAUGGAUGAUCCAUGUGAUGCCACGGAGUCCAGCAAUGAAUAGUCUGAAGAGC
Pelobates fuscus (common spadefoot toad) is the source of this 1297-nucleotide messenger RNA. Its product is annotated as rho guanine nucleotide exchange factor 11-like. The transcript has 12 exons. The coding region runs from base 57 to 1043 and encodes 328 amino acids. The record is from RefSeq and is a predicted model, not a curated record. Gene Ontology annotation, biological process: G protein-coupled receptor signaling pathway. NCBI's taxonomy places the organism in Eukaryota, Metazoa, Chordata, Amphibia, Anura, Pelobatidae. Gene Ontology annotation, molecular function: G protein-coupled receptor binding; guanyl-nucleotide exchange factor activity. Gene Ontology annotation, cellular component: cytoplasm.